CUCGAUGACGUCGCCGCCUUCGUUUUGUUGUGUCAUCAUUACGCGCCCCACAGAAAGCUCUUUAAGCGCUGCACAAUUUGACUACAGUCUCCAGCAAUGUCCCGUCGAUAUGAUUCCCGAACAACCAUCUUCUCACCAGAAGGGCGUCUUUACCAGGUGGAGUACGCCAUGGAAGCCAUCGGCCACGCCGGCACCUGCCUGGGAAUUUUAGCCAACGAUGGAGUGCUGCUGGCCGCUGAGAGGAGGAACAUCCACAAGCUGCUGGAUGAAGUGUUUUUCUCAGAGAAAAUCUACAAGCUGAAUGAGGACAUGGCGUGCAGUGUGGCGGGAAUCACGUCAGAUGCCAACGUACUGACCAACGAGCUGAGGCUCAUAGCACAGAGGUACCUGCUGCAGUACCAGGAGCCAAUCCCCUGCGAGCAGCUGGUCACAGCCCUGUGCGACAUCAAACAGGCCUACACCCAGUUUGGAGGAAAGCGUCCAUUUGGAGUGUCACUGCUCUACAUGGGCUGGGAUAAACACUAUGGCUUCCAGCUCUACCAGAGCGACCCGAGUGGGAACUAUGGAGGCUGGAAAGCCACCUGCAUUGGAAACAACAGUGCUGCAGCCGUCUCUAUGCUGAAGCAGGACUACAAAGAGGGAGAGAUGACCCUUUCCUCAGCACUCGCCCUCGCCGUUAAAGUCCUCAAUAAAACCAUGGACGUCAGCAAGCUGUCUGCAGAGAAAGUGGAGAUCGCCACCCUGACCCGCGACAACGGCAAGACCUGCAUCAAGGUGCUGAAGCUGAAGGAGGUGGAGGAGCUGAUCAAGAAGCACGAAGCAGAAGAGGCCAAAGCCGAGAAAGACAAGAAGGAGAAGGAGCAGAAAGAGAAGGACAAGUAGUGACGCCUGUCCACACUCUGACCUUUGUGUGUGAGAACGAAUGUGAGCUUGUGUAUGUAAAGAUUGAGUUUUCAGGUAUGUUUGCAUGUGUUGUUUAUUAAAAUAAAUCAGAAUAAUAAAUA
Messenger RNA from Seriola dumerili (greater amberjack), 1004 nucleotides. It is a transcript of the gene psma4, whose product is annotated as proteasome subunit alpha type-4-like. Lineage: Eukaryota; Metazoa; Chordata; Actinopteri; Carangiformes; Carangidae. The record is from RefSeq and is a predicted model, not a curated record. The transcript has 9 exons. Bases 97 to 882 code for a protein of 261 amino acids. Gene Ontology annotation, biological process: ubiquitin-dependent protein catabolic process. Gene Ontology annotation, cellular component: proteasome core complex; nucleus; proteasome core complex, alpha-subunit complex.